UGUGACGUUAUCCCUGGAGGCCAAGCUGCACUUGCUGCACAGCUACAUGAAUGUUAAAUGGAUCACGUUGCCUUGUGACAUGCAGGCCCCCCUGGCCCAACCAGAGUCUCCCACAGCCUCGGCAGGAGAUGAGGCUCGUUCAGCCGCCGAGUCGGGGGAGUCGGACAAGGAGUCGGUGUGCAGCAGCUCCGCCAGCAACGGCGGUGGCAGGGCUGGCAAGGACAAGGAGAAGCCAAAGAAAGACCGAGAGAAGGAGAAGGAGAAGGAGAAGAAACGGGCCGACUCGGUGGCCAACAAGCUGGGCAGCUUUGGGAAGACUUUGGGGAGCAAGCUGAAGAAGAACAUGGGCGGCUUGAUGCACAGCAAAACCCUCAAGGGAGGCGCGAGCAACGGGCAGGGCGAUACCUUGGAGAAGAAGAAGAAAAGCUCCUUGAAAGCCAGGAAAGGCAGCAAAGAGGAACCUUCUCCAGGAGACUCUUCAGCACCCGUGGAGAAGAGCUGCCUGGGUAAAGCAGCCCCCGAGAAGCUGUCGGAUCCCUCCAAAUACAGCAACGACGUGCGGCUGAGCCUGAGCAUCCUGCGGGCGGCCAUGCAGGGCGAGCGCAAGUUCAUCUUCGCCGGCCACCUCAAAACCAGCAACAGGCACCAGUACCAGGAGGAGAUGAUCCAGAGGUACCUCCUGGACGCCGAGGAACGCUUCGAGGCCGAGAAGAAGGCCCUGGGGAACGUCCUCCCCCCCGGGAAAAAGGCGGAGCCGGAGGCGAGCAGCCCUAAAGGGGAGGAAGGGCUGCACAGCCCCGCUCACCCUCACCCCCCUCCUUCCUACCCCAUCCAGAGCCCGGAUCUGGCCCUAGGGGCUCCAAUCCCAGCUUUUCCCUCUGGCUAUUCCGGCGUUUUCACCUUUCCCAGACCCUCUGUG
Merops nubicus (carmine bee-eater) is the source of this 919-nucleotide messenger RNA. Its product is annotated as OTU domain-containing protein 7B-like. The record is from RefSeq and is a predicted model, not a curated record. Gene Ontology annotation, molecular function: K63-linked polyubiquitin modification-dependent protein binding; cysteine-type deubiquitinase activity. Gene Ontology annotation, biological process: protein K11-linked deubiquitination; protein K63-linked deubiquitination; protein K48-linked deubiquitination. The annotation marks the transcript as partial. Gene Ontology annotation, cellular component: nucleus; cytoplasm. The transcript has 2 exons. NCBI's taxonomy places the organism in Eukaryota, Metazoa, Chordata, Aves, Coraciiformes, Meropidae.